AAAAAAACACGAAGUUAAGAUGUGCUAUUUUGUAUUUAAAUUCUCAACAUUGUUACUGGUUUUAGUUAAUAUUUUGAUAUUGGCCGUUGUGUCACAGCCAAAUUGUCCAACUCAGGAUGGUCAGCUUCCCGUAUACAUUCCUGACAACGAUUGUGGAAGAUUUUGGCAGUGUUCUAAUGGUGUAGCACAUCUAUUUAAUUGUUCAGCUAAUCUACACUUUAAUCCAACCAUAAAUGUUUGCGACUGGCCUCAAUCUGCAGGAUGCUUAUCAAAAACAGAGGAACCCGAACAUCCAUCUACUAUUAGUACAAAAAAACCUCCUGAUCCUGUAACUGCAACAACGAGAACUUCUACUAGAACUACAACUCCUACUAGAAUUGCAACUCCUACUAGAACUACAACUUCUACUAGAACUACAACUCCUUCUAGAACUACAACUCCUUCUAGAACUACAACUCCUACUAGAACUACAGCUCCUACUAGAACUACAACUCCUACUAGAACUACAACUCCUACUAUCACUACAACUCCUACUAGAACUACAACUCAUACUAGAACUACAACUCCUACUAAGACUACAACUCCUACUAGGACUACAAUUCCUACUAAGACUACAACUCCUACUAAGACUACAACUCCUGCUAGGAACACAACCCCUACUAGAACUACAACUCCUACUAAAACUACAACUCUUACUAGGAAUACAGCUCCUACUAGAACUACAACUCCUACUAGAACUACAACUCCUACUAGGACUACAACUCCUACUAGAAAUACAGCUCCUACUAGAACUACAACUCCUACUAGGACUACAGCUCCUACUAGAACUACAACUCCUACUAUGACUACAACUUCUACUAGAACUACAGCUCCUACUAGAACUACAACCCCUACUAGGACUACAACUCCUACUAAGACUACAACUCCUACUAUGACUACAACUCCUACUAAGACUACAACUCCUACUAGGACUACAUCUUCUACUAGGACUACAGCUCCUACUAGAAGUACAACUCCUACUAGGAAUACAACUCCUACUAGGACUACAGCUCCUACUAGAACUACAACUCCUACUAGGACUACAACUCCUACUAGGACUACAACUACAGCUCUUACUAGAACUACAACCCCUACUAGGACUACAACUCCUACUAAGACUACAACUCCUACUAUGACUACAACUCCUACUAAGACUACAACUCCUACUAGAAUUACAACUCCUACUAGGACAACAGCUCCUACUAGAACUACAACUCCUACUAUGACUACAACUUCUACUAGAACUACAGCUCCUACUAGAACUACAACCCCUACUAGGACUACAACUCCUACUAAGACUACAACUCCUACUAUGACUACAACUCAUACUAAGACUACAACUCCUACUAGAACUACAACUCCUACUAGGACUACAUCUUCUACUAGGACUACAGCUCCUACUAGAACUACAACUCCUACUAGGAAUACAACUCCUACUAGGACUACAGCUCCUACCAGAACUACAACUCCUACUAGGACUACAACUCCUACUAGGACUACAACUCCUACAAGUAUGACUACUUCGACGACUUCUACUAAUACUCCUACAACAAUUUCAAGUACUCCUACAGCAACUACUAGAACUUCUACAACAACUACUAGUACUCCUACAGCAAUUACAAGUACUCCUACAAUAACUACUAGUACUCCUACAACAACUGCUGUUAAUGAUUUCACAAUUACAACUAUUAUUUCUGGGAGUACAACUAAAUAUACCACCCCUGUAGUUACAAUUCCAAGUAUUUCUACUUUAUUUCCAACGUCAACUACCAGUAAUAAUUAUACAAGUAUAACCACUAGUAAUACUACUACGACUUCUGCAACUACAACUAAUAAAAGCAUUCCUACAAAAACUGUUACUAAUAAUCCUAUUACAAAUACGACUCCUGGUAGUACGUAUAGUACUACAAUCACCACUUCUACAAGUAGUGAUUUAACUAGCACUACAAAUAGUACUACUACAAUUACUGAUAAUUCCUCAUCAACUUCAAGUAUUACUAUAACUACUAGCAGUAUUCCUACCACAAUCAGUACUACUAGUUGUACAGAAAGUAUUAUUAGUUCUUCUAAAGAUGAUUUAACAACUGAUGAAAGUAUUGUUACUGUUAGUGAAGAUGAAAUUUUCACUUCAGACGAAUCAGAAGCAUCUUUCACCUCUUCACUAACCAGUGAUGCAAUUAAAGAAACAACUUCGCCGAUUAUUACAGAUGAAGAUAUGCCUUCAACUGAGAUAUUACAUGAUACUACAACUCCAAUUAGUACUAGUAGUACCACUAUCAUAACUUCUACAUCUUUAGCAACUACAUCGGAAUCAAAUAGAAUUGAUGAUGUAAAAUACAUUUGCAAAAAUCUUCCUCUCGAUUACUUUUUUGCACCACAUCCAUUUAGCUGCUCUUUAUAUAUAGCCUGUAAUUUUGGUUAUACCAUUAUUAUGAAUUGUCCAUCCAAUCUUUGGUUCAAUACUCAACGGCAGCAAUGUCUUGAACCAGGACUAUCAGAUUGUAGAGUUCAAUUGCCUAAUAAUGAAAUUCCAAAUACAAAUAUUAUUGUAGACCCUAUCUCUUAUACUUGUCGGAUAUAUGAAAUAGCAUUUUUAGCUCAUCCUAAUGACUGUUCUAAGUUCAUAGUGUGUGUUCAUGGAUAUGGUCGUGUUUUAAAGUGUCCUGAAAAUUUAUGGUUUGAUUCGGUUUCACGUCAGUGCCAAAUUCCUCAUAAAACUGUGUGCAAAGUUGUGUAAAUAAAUUGUAUUAUAUUCUGCGUGGUAUUAUUUUUUUUAGAAGAUAUAUUUUAAGAUUAC
Molecule: messenger RNA, 2836 nt
Organism: Psylliodes chrysocephalus
Lineage: Eukaryota; Metazoa; Arthropoda; Insecta; Coleoptera; Chrysomelidae
Source: the annotation of a GenBank genome assembly